AUGCCCCACGCCAUGUCGAUGCCCUCAACAGGGCUGCAAGCACUCAUCCUUUGCGGACCGGGAUCAUCAUUUCCGACCUUCACGUCAAAUCCUGAUGAGAACCCCAAAGCUAUUCUACCCAUUGCUAAUCGUCCAAUGGUGUGGUACCCCAUUGACUUUUGUCACCGAAUGGGCAUCACAAACAUCACCCUGAUAUGCCCACCAUCAGCAUCCAAAGCCAUGAACUCUGCAUUUAGCAUAAACCCCUUUCUCACUGGCCUGCCUCUCCCCAGACCAGAUAUUCUCGCUCCGGCAGACUUGGACUACAACACGGGAACCGCGGAAAUUCUUCGCCUCUCUGAAGUUCGCAAUCUGAUCAAAUCGGACUUUGUCGUCCUGCCCUGCGAUCUUGUCUGCGAAUUAGGCGGAGAUAAGCUCCUCCAAGCAUGGAUGGUCAAGUCUGCAAGCCUGACUGAUUUGUUAGGAGAUGGGCGCUGCACAAUGGGUCACCAAAGCCACCACAGUGGCGGUCUUGGAGUUUGGUACAACACGAAGUCAGGUCCGGUGGUUAAAGGUGAAGAGACUGAUUUCAUCGCCACCUCUCCGCUCCCUUCUGGGCAAUCAGCCACGCAAAAAGGAUCCAUUUCCCCCCAUCUCUCAAAGCUGGUUUACUCGAUGCCUACAGACUCAUUGAAAGACAUUAUGGAGGAUGAGAAGUCAUUGCCAAUCCGGCACGCGUUACUCAGGGCACACCCUCGCAUCCGAAUGCUGACUACUCACCGGGACGCACACAUUUACAUCUUUCCCCGAUGGAUUCUGGACUUCGUCAAGGAGAAUGAACGACUCGACAGCAUUGGUGAGGACGUGGUGGGUUGGUGGGCCAAGGCCGGAUGGCAAGUCGGACUUGCGGACAAGCUGCAUAUCACUACGGUUUGCGACGCCGCCAAAUCAGAAGAUGACAACGGUUCCACAUCGGGGAGUGUUACUUCACCACCACCUGGCCCAGAAGAAGCAGAAAAGCAAUCUACUGAAAGACUAGGCGAAACCAAGUCCAUAGGCAAAGAUGGCUCACUGAAAUCACAAGCAAAUCAACAUACCCCCCCGGUCGUCGCAUACGUUCAUUCAGGCGAGGGACAAGAAAAACCAGCUAUUGUUCGCCGUGUUGAUACCGCACAGCUCUUGCUUGCCAUAUCUCUACAACUAGCUAAACUGGAGUCCAUCGAAGAAGUUGGGCUCGAGGCAGCGUCGCCCUUUGCCCACUCGAGAAAAGUGGCAUACCCUGAGGGAGUCAAGUCACGAACUACCAUUACCAAGCAGGACAGUCUCAUCGCUGAAAACGUAACUGUAGAGGAGAAGACAGCCAUCAAGGAGUCAGUCGUGGGAGCCAAUUGUCAGAUCAACGAAGGAGCCAAGCUGUCUCAGUGUCUUUUGAUGGACGGAGUUGUGGUUGGGAAAGGGUGCAAGUUGACAAAGUGUAUCUUGGGCAAGAGAUGCGUCAUUGGGGACUACUCUGUGCUUACCGACUGUGAGGUCCAAGAGAACUUGAUGGUAGAACCACGAACCGAGGACAAAGACAACAAGCUCAUGAGCUCGGAGGGCCUGGAAGCAACGGAAGCCGAGAUGAAUGAAGUCCUACAGGAUGUAGACCGCGAAGUCGCAGCCGCCACAGACGAAGCCGUCGAGGAUUAG
Metarhizium brunneum ARSEF 3297 is the source of this 1668-nucleotide messenger RNA. RefSeq names its product Translation initiation factor eIF-2B subunit gamma (gene Eif2b3). Gene Ontology annotation, cellular component: eukaryotic translation initiation factor 2B complex; guanyl-nucleotide exchange factor complex. Gene Ontology annotation, molecular function: guanyl-nucleotide exchange factor activity; translation initiation factor activity. Lineage: Eukaryota; Fungi; Ascomycota; Sordariomycetes; Hypocreales; Clavicipitaceae. The record is from RefSeq and is a predicted model, not a curated record. Gene Ontology annotation, biological process: cytoplasmic translational initiation.